This is a messenger RNA of Carassius auratus (goldfish), 1060 nucleotides long. RefSeq names its product T-complex protein 11-like protein 1. The record is from RefSeq and is a predicted model, not a curated record. NCBI's taxonomy places the organism in Eukaryota, Metazoa, Chordata, Actinopteri, Cypriniformes, Cyprinidae. Gene Ontology annotation, biological process: signal transduction.
GCGGUGUGAACCGUACUUCCGUAGUGCGUCAGGUUGUAUGGAUCCAUCCAGAACAAAACGUCCAGGCUGCUAUUUUGAUUCUAUGUGGCGAAUUGCAAUUGCAUUAAAAUAACGUUUAGGCGGGCGGUCAGUGCUAUAACUAAUCCAGAAGAAGAUGCCCAAGGAAUCUGACGAAACCUCAAAGGAGGAGCAGAACAAGAUUGACAAGGAUGACACUGUGGAAACAUCGGAAGAGAUGAUCCGGAAGAGCAGCAGAAGAAAUAUUCCCAGUCCUCACAGACUCACCCCUCAGUCCAGUCCACCCAGAUUUGUGUCAGUGGAAGAGCUAAUGGAAACUGCCAAAGGAGUCACUAAUUUGGCCCUGGCCCAUGAGAUAGUGAUGAACAGCGAUUUUCAAGUCAAGCCUUAUGAGCCAGGAGAGGGAAGUUUGGAGAAAACGGUCAAAGAAAUAAUGCACAAAGCAUUUUGGGAUUGCCUGGAGUCACAGCUGAAUGAUGACCCACCAUCGUAUAGCCAUGCUGUCACACUGGUUGGUGAAAUUAAAGAGACCCUGCUGUCUUUUCUGUUGCCAGGUCAGAGCCGACUGAGAGGGCAAAUUGAAGAGGCUCUGGAUAUCUCAUUGAUCCAGCAGGAGGCGGAGAACAGAGCUCUAGACAUCAAUAAAGUAGCCAAGUUCAUAAUUGACAUGAUGGGCACCUUUUGCGCACCCUGUCGUGAUGAAGAUAUCAAGCUGCGUGAAAUCACUGACAUUGUGCCCCUUUUUAAGUCUAUAUUUGCAGUGCUGGACAAAAUGAAAAUCGAUAUGGCCAAUUUCGCUGUGAGCAGCCUGCGACCUCACCUCUUACAGCAGUCAGUAGAAUAUGAGCGGAAGAAAUUUCAUGAGUUCCUAGAGAAACAACCCAAUGCUUUGGAUUUCACACAGAAAUGGCUCCAAGACACAGCAGAUUAUGUAACUGAGGGUGGAGCAACAUGCACACCAAAUUCUGCUCAACUAACUAUACACAAUCAUGCCUAUUUACGUUUGUUAAAGUGGGACCAUGAUACUGAGUCUUUUCCAGAG